Molecule: messenger RNA, 2344 nt
Organism: Fukomys damarensis (Damara mole-rat)
Lineage: Eukaryota; Metazoa; Chordata; Mammalia; Rodentia; Bathyergidae
Gene: Lmf2
Product: lipase maturation factor 2
Exons: 15
Biological process (GO): protein maturation
Cellular component (GO): endoplasmic reticulum membrane
Source: RefSeq, a predicted model, not a curated record
UACACGCAGAUCCCGGGCUUGUAUGGCCCGGAGGGCAUCCUGCCUGCAAGGAGGAUGCUGCGGCCACAGGGCAAGGGGCGCUGGCGACAGCUGUGGGAGACCCCAACGCUGCUAUGGGAAGCACCGAGGCUGGGACUGGACACAGCCCAGGGCCUGGAGCUGCUGAGCCUGCUGGGCACGGUGCUGGCCCUGGGUCCCCUUGUCUUUCGCUCGCUGCGCCACCCCCUCACUUAUCUGCUGCUCUGGGCUGCCUACCUGUCAGUCUGCCAGGUGGGCCAGGUGUUCCUCUACUUCCAGUGGGAUUCCCUGCUGCUGGAGACAGGCUUCCUGGCUGUGCUGGUAGCCCCUUGGAGGCAGCCCUCCAGCCGAAAGCAGGCUCCCCAGGGCGGACUGGUGGGAGCCUCUGCCUACAAGAGCCUCCCCUUUUGGCUCGUGCGCUGGCUGCUCUUUCGCCUCAUGUUUGCCUCGGGUGUGGUCAAGCUGACCAGCCGCUGCCCCGCAUGGUGGGGACUCACUGCCCUCACCUACCACUACGAGACGCAGUGUCUGCCCACACCCGCUGCCUGGCUUGCACACCACCUGCCCGUCUGGCUGCAUAAGCUCAGUGUGGUGGCCACCUUCCUCAUCGAGAUUGCGGUGCCCCCUCUGUUCUUCGCCCCCGUUCGCCGCCUGCGCUUGACCGCCUUCUACACUCAGGUGCUACUACAAGUCCUGAUCAUCAUCACCGGCAACUACAACUUCUUCAACUUGCUAACCCUGGUGCUCACCACCAGCCUCCUGGACGACCAGCAUCUGGCUGCUGAGCCUGGCCUCUGCCACCCCAGGAAGAUACCUACCUCCUGGCCCAGGGCCCUGCUGACCAAGCUCUCCCUGCUACUGGAACUGGCCGUCUAUGGGACACUGGCCUAUGGCGCUGCGUACUGCUUUGGCCUGGAAGUUGACUGGCAGCAGCGUGUGGUCCACUCCAGAACCACCUUCACCUUCCACCAGUUCUCCCAGUGGCUAAAGAUGGUGACUCUGCCCACUGUGUGGCUGGGCGCAGCCUCCCUGACCUGGGAGCUGCUGGCUGCCCUCUGGAGGUGGGUGCAGGUUCAGGGGUGGCUGCGAAAGUUCUGUGCCGCAAUCCAGCUCUCUAUCUUGGGCACUAUCACAGUGGCCCUGUUUCUGAUCAGCCUGGUGCCCUACUCCUACAUGGAGCCUGGGACCCAUGGGCUUCUCUGGACUGGGGCUCACCACCUCUUUGACACCGUGGAGCACCUGCAGCUGGCCAACUCAUAUGGCCUCUUCCGCCGAAUGACUGGUCUGGGUGGGCGGCCUGAGGUGGUGCUGGAAGGCAGCUAUGAUGGACACCGCUGGACAGAGAUCGAGUUCAUGUACAAGCCUGGAAAUGUGAGCCGCCCACCCCCCUUCGUGGUGCCCCACCAGCCACGCCUGGACUGGCAAAUGUGGUUUGCAGCCCUGGGCCCACACACACAUAGUCCCUGGUUCACCAGCCUGGUGCUCCGCCUGCUGCAGGGCAAGGAGCCAGUGGUCCGCCUGAUCCAGAAUGAUGCUGCCCAGUACCCCUUUCACAAGCAGCCACCCACCUAUGUCCGAGCCCAGCGCUACAAAUACUGGUUCUCUGAGCCUGGGGAGCAGGGCCGGUGGUGGCGCCGCCAGUGGGUAGAGGAAUUCUUCCCGCCUGAAUCCUCCCCGCCUGUGGCCCUGGGGGACCCGACUCUGGAGUCACUGCUGCUGCAGUUUGGGCUGCAGGACAAGAAACCACCCCGACCCCGCAGCUCUAGCCACGCUCUGGCCCAGGCCCUUCACUGUGUGCGAACCCAGCUGUCUUCCCUGGAGCCUCCCAACCUGCUCUGGGGGCUCCUGGGAGCUGUAAGUGCUGUGAGAGUCGUGCAGGCCCUGCUGGCCUCCUGGUCACCCCAGUCCUCCCUCCCGGCCAGAGAAGAGAAGCACAAACUGAUCCCCAAAAAGGAGUCAGGAGCUACAUCCACACAAGCCACGCCCACCCCCAACAGCUGCAUCCGUGGCUCUGGGACCCCCCUUUCACGAGCAGUCAUCCACCCCUGGCGGAGAAAGUAGCCGCAUUGUCCCUUAUUCCUAGAGGAUUGGGUCCUUAGAGAGCUCUGACUGCAGCAGGACAGUCCUACCACUGUGCCUUAGCCAGUCCUGCCAGGACUGCCAGAAACUGGGGUACUGCUUGUUGAAGGUGCUGGAUGCUGCCCGAGACCCACUGGUGCCCUUGCAGCCACUGCCCCCACUGCCUCACUAUUGGCCCAGGAGGUGGCCUGAGGCCCAGCUCAGUAUCUUUGCUGGGACAUCAUGGAAAGUCAGUCCCCUGCCCCAG